This is a messenger RNA of Strongyloides ratti, 990 nucleotides long. RefSeq names its product Protein kinase domain and Serine/threonine-/dual specificity protein kinase, catalytic domain and Protein kinase-like domain-containing protein. The record is from RefSeq and is a predicted model, not a curated record. Gene Ontology annotation, molecular function: ATP binding; protein serine/threonine kinase activity. NCBI's taxonomy places the organism in Eukaryota, Metazoa, Nematoda, Chromadorea, Rhabditida, Strongyloididae. Gene Ontology annotation, cellular component: nucleus; cytoplasm. The transcript has 2 exons. Gene Ontology annotation, biological process: peptidyl-serine phosphorylation; signal transduction. Bases 1 to 990 code for a protein of 329 amino acids.
AUGUCUGAAGAUAAUUUAGCUGAUGAACUUGGAAUACGUGAAGGUGUUAUUAUUGAAUCUGGAAAAUGUAAAUAUCAAAUAUCAAAAUUACUUGGUGAAGGUGGAUUUGGUGCUGUAUUUAGAGUACAUGAUGUAUCAAAUUCUAAACUUGAGUAUGCAAUGAAAAUAGAAAAAAAACUUGAUACAAGAAGGCAUUCAAAAUUAAAAAUGGAGAUUGCAAUAUUAAAGUUAGUAUCAGGAUGUCGUGAAGGAACUUCUCAUUUUACUUCUAUUGUUGAUAGAGGAAAAAAAGAUAAUUAUUUUUUUCUUGUUAUGGAACUUGUAGGAAAAAGUUUAGCUGAUUUAAAAAAUAGUAGACCAGAACGAAUAUUUACUCUUCAAACUGGAAUAUCAGCAUCUAUACAAUGUUUAGAGGCAAUUGAAGAUUUACAUAAACAAGGUUAUCUUCAUAGAGAUAUUAAACCAGCAAAUUAUGCAAUAGGAUUAGGUGAUAAAAAAAAAGUUGUGUAUAUUUUAGAUUUUGGAAUUGCAAGAAAAUUUUUAAAUGAAAGUAAUGAAUUAAAAACACCAAGAGUUACGGUUGGAUUUAAAGGAACAGUAAGAUUUGCAUCAUUAUCAUGUCAUAAAAAUCAAGAAAUGGGUAGAAAAGAUGAUUGUGAAAGUUGGUUUUAUUUAUUGAUAGAUUUAAUUGUUUCAACAGGACUUCCAUGGAAAAAACUUUCUGACAAAAAACAUGUUAUGACAUCAAAAGAACGAUCGAGAAAAAUUCGUAGUACAUUUUUUGGUGGAUUUAAAUGUGAAGGUGAAUUUGGAAAAAUUCUUGAUUAUAUUGAUUCAUUAAAAUAUCAUGAUAAAGUUGACUAUGAAUUUAUUUAUUCAUCUUUAAGAAGAGGUGCCAAAGAAAGUGGGUGUGUUUUAACAGAUCCAUUAGAUUGGGAAAAAGAAGAUUUAAAUAAAAAUGAAAAAGAAGAAGAAUCGGGUGAGGGAUAA